Molecule: messenger RNA, 807 nt
Organism: Aspergillus ochraceoroseus IBT 24754
Lineage: Eukaryota; Fungi; Ascomycota; Eurotiomycetes; Eurotiales; Aspergillaceae
Product: HIG1 domain-containing protein
Exons: 2
Coding region: 1-807 (268 amino acids)
Biological process (GO): mitochondrial respiratory chain complex IV assembly
Cellular component (GO): mitochondrial inner membrane
Source: RefSeq, a predicted model, not a curated record
AUGAAGCUCCUCACCAAAGAAGAAGAGGAUGCCCACUACAGCUCUGUGGUGAAAGGCGGCACAAUCGGCGGAAUCCUCGGUCUAGUCGGCGGCGCCGCAGGUGUAAUGCUCGCGUCCCGCCGCUACCACACAAUCCGCACCCUGACCCUCCCCAUGAAAACCUUCCUCGUCACAUCGAGCGGCACAUUUGUUGGAAUCGUCUCCGCCGAUAACGCCUCGCGGGCCUUCGAAGCAUCCCGAAACCAGGACCUGCAGUGGUACGAGAACCGCGAGGAGCGUCUCCGCCGCGAGGAACUGGCACAAAUGAGCUUCUCGGACCGCGCGAUGGCCUGGGCACGGCGUGAGCGGUACACCAUCGUCGGAGUCACCUGGCUCGCGAGCAUGGUUGGGUCGUUUGCGCUGGUCGGGCGGAACCCGUAUCUGACCGCGCAGCAGAAGAUCGUGCAGGCCAGGGUGUAUGCGCAGGGAUUGACGCUGGCCGUGUUGGUUGCGUCGGCGGCGUUUGAGAUUUCAGAGAGUAAGAGGGUCCGGAGGGAGCUUGAGGCGCGUGCAGCGGCCGGCGGCGCUGGUGGGGAUGCGGCUGGUUCGAAGCUGAGUGUGGAUCCGGGCCACGAGGAAGAGGGGGAUCUGUGGAAGGAGAUGGUGGCGGCUGAGGAGGAGAGGUUGAAGAAGAAACAUCAAUCGCUUUAUGAGUCACAUUCGCACUCGCAUUCAAAAUCGCAUGCCAAGAAACAGGCUGAGGUCGAAGCUCCUGCUCCUGCUCCUGCUCCUGUGGAGAAGACAAGUUCAGGGGAGGAGAAGGAGUAG